AUGAAUUCUGUGCGUGAUCAAACAGGCAGCCCUUAUGGAGAUACAACAACAACUCCUCGUAGUCCCUUCUCUCCCUUUUCUCCAUUAUCUGUUGGAGACGAAAGGCAUACCAAACGAGAUACAACUACUACUCCUCGUAGUCCUUUCUCUCCUUUCUCUCCAUUGUCUGUUGACAAAAGUCUCGCUGAUUCCAAAUUUCAACAAGCCCUUGCCACUUCUGGCGCAUUAGAUCCAUUAUCACCUGGAUCACACCAUGGAGGACACAAGUUCCAUGAGGUUUUCCAAAUGAAACAAGGGCGUUAUGAUCUUCAAGCCUCAAAGAUUGCUGAAAUGAUGAAAUCAAGCAGCUUAGAUAACGCUCCUACACAGUCACUACUAAGCGUUGUGAAUGGGAUUCUUGAUGAAAGUAUUGAAAGAAAAAACGGUGAAAUCCCUCAGCGUGUGGCAUGUCUGUUGAGAAAAGUAGUGCAAGAGAUAGAGAGACGUAUAUCAACUCAAGCUGAACAUCUAAGAACGCAAAACAAUAUUUUCAAAGCUCGUGAGGAGAAGUACCAGUCAAGGAUCAAUGUACUUGAAGCCUUAGCAGCAGGUACUGGUGAAGAGAAUGAGAUUGCUACACAACAGCUUAGACAAAUGAAGACAGAGAAGUCAAACUGGGAAGAGAAGAAGAAAAGCGAAGAAGAGGAUAUGCUUAAGCUAUUGAAAGAAAAUGAUCAUUACAACGUUGAAAUCUCUGCGUUGAGACAAGAACUAGAGACAACUAAAAGAGAAUGUGAACAACAAUGCUCGAAAAUGGAAAGCCAAACAAUGACACAAAAGGCAAAGUGGGAGGAACAAUACAGAAACGAAGAAGAGGAUAUGGCCAAGCUAUCCAAACAAAAUGAUCAAUUCAACUUGGAAGUUUCAGCUUUAAGACAAGAACUGGAGAAAACUAAGAAAGCCUAUGAACAGCAAUGCUCUCAAAUGGAAAGCCAAACGAUGCUAGCAACCACAGGACUUGAGAGCAGGCUCAAGGAGCUUGAGCAAGAGAGAAAAGAGGCAAACACUGCAAAAACUUCCCUUGAGGUAAAGGUCAAGGAGCUAGAGAAGAUGGGAGAAGAAGCACAUAGUGCUAAAGAAGGUCUUGAGGAAAAGAUAAAAGAGCUUCAAGAAAUGGAAAAAGAAACAAAGAGUGCUAAUACAAGCCUUGAAGGAAAGAUUCAGGAGCUUGAACAGAACCUUGUUAACUGGAAGAGUAAAGUCAGAGAAAUGGAGGAAAAAUCUGAGUCCAAACUCCAAAGUUGGAGUCAGAAAGAAGUUUCAUAUAGAAGCUUUAUUAACCACCAGUCUCAGGCACUACAGGAGUUGAGGUUUUAUUCAAGAUCUAUCAAGCAAGAGAUUCUGAAGGUUCAAGAGAACUAUACAGAACAGUUCAGCCUUUUAGGAAAGAAACUGAUUGAACUAAGCAAUGCUGCUGAAAACUAUCAUGCUGUACUAACCGAAAACCGGAAACUUUUCAAUGAGCUUCAAGAGCUAAAAGGAAACAUCCGAGUGUUUUGCCGAGUUAGACCUUUUCUUCCUGGACAAGGUGCACCAAACACAGUGGUCGAGCACGUUGGUGAGGAUGGAGAACUUGUAGUUACCAAUCCUACUAGACCUGGAAAAGACGGUCUUCGCCAGUUUAAGUUCAAUAAAGUUUAUAGUCCUAAUGCUACUCAAGCUGAGGUCUUUUCAGACAUAAAACCACUGGUUCGGUCAGUGCUUGAUGGGUUCAAUGUUUGUAUAUUCGCAUACGGUCAGACAGGAUCAGGGAAAACUUAUACAAUGACUGGUCCUGAUGGAGCAAGUGAAGAGGAUUGGGGAGUUAACUAUCGUGCACUCAAUGAUCUAUUUAAAAUAUCUCAAUCUAGAAAAGGAAACAUAAACUAUGAAGUUGGGGUGCAAAUGGUGGAGAUAUACAAUGAACAAGUGCUGGAUUUGCUCUCUGAUGAUAGUUCUCAAAAGAAAUAUCCUUUUUGGAUCCUGUCUACAACUUCAGAAAAUGGUCUAGCUGUGCCUGACGCAAGCAUGUAUCCAGUGACAUCAACCUCAGAUGUGAUUACAUUGAUGGACGUUGGACUACAGAAUCGUUCUGUUGGUGCUACUGCCAUGAAUGAACGAAGUAGUCGCUCUCACAGCAUUGUCACUGUUCAUGUUCGUGGUAAAGACAUGAAGACUGGUUCUGUCUUAUAUGGAAAUCUUCAUUUGGUGGAUCUAGCAGGAAGUGAGAGAGUAGAUCGCUCUGAAGUUAAAGGAGACAGACUUAAAGAAGCACAACAUAUAAACAAAUCGCUUUCAUCUCUUGGAGAUGUGAUAUUUUCUUUGGCUUCAAAGAGUUCUCAUAUACCAUACAGAAACAGCAAGCUUACACAACUACUCCAAAGCUCCCUUGGAGGACGAGCAAAGACCUUAAUGUUUGUGCAACUCAAUCCUGAUGCCACUUCAUAUUCAGAGUCGAUGAGUACAUUAAAGUUCGCAGAACGUGUCUCUGGAGUCGAACUUGGUGCUGCAAAGAGCAGUAAAGAAGGAAAAGAUGCUCGAGACUUAAUGGAACAGGUAGCGUCCCUUAAGGACACAAUAGCAAGAAAAGAUGAGGAGAUAGAGAGGCUUCACUUGGUAAAAGAUCAGCCUAAUAGACUUCAGAAACCAAUGGUGAGGAGAAAGAGCUUCGGACAAACCGAUGACAUGAACUCAGAAACUGGAGACCAUUCAUCACAGUCAAGACACUCCGUUACUGAUGGUGAGAGUUUAUCUUCUUCCGUCGAAGGAGAGUACGAGGAGAGGUUGAGCGAGGCUACAUCUGAUGCUUCUUCUAUUGGAACACAAAGAUCCACUGAUGUUGCUAAAAGACCACCCAAAAUCUCUGACAGAGCUAAGUCAAUGACUUCAAGGUCAACGACGAGUGUUACACGACCACUCGAUAAACUUCGGAAAGUAGCUACAAAAACAACAUCGACCGUUGCUAAGGUUGCAUCGGGCUUGUCGUCAUCAUCAAGCAUUAAGAAGACAAGCAGUUCUUCUAGUUUGGCAAAGUCUUCUAAACGGUGGGCGUAACAACACUGCAUGUAUCGUUAAUGUUUCGUUCGGAAAGACUUUACGUACGUUUUCUUUAUAUAUUUUUCUCAUUUUCGUCUAAUACAUGGCUUCAACUGGAACUCCAAAAUUUUCCAAAAUAUAAUGUGAUUUAUGUAAAAAGCUUGUAAAUACAUGAACCUUGUUACUACACAGGUUUUUUUCACAACAAUAAAAAAAC
This is a messenger RNA of Eruca vesicaria subsp. sativa (arugula), 3271 nucleotides long. The record is from the annotation of a GenBank genome assembly. NCBI's taxonomy places the organism in Eukaryota, Viridiplantae, Streptophyta, Magnoliopsida, Brassicales, Brassicaceae.